AUUAACAGCCAAGAAGAUUCCUUUAUUGGUAGAGCCAAGAAUAAUAGAUCCAAGAUCCUGAACCCGAAAAAGGAAAAUAAAAAGUUAAAUAUUACAUGGAGGAUUCAACUGAAAAGAACAGGAAACCAGAGAUGAUUCCCAAGAGGGUUGCUUCCUAUUUGCCUAUCAUCUUCAAGUCUCUCCUUCAAAUUCCGAUGAGCAUCUCAAGAUUUUUGAGGUUUCAACUUUUUAGACAGCAACCACAUGAUUCUUCCUCCGCUUCCACCGUCGCACCGGACCCCAAAAUUCUCAUGGCGGCCAAUAUCCAAGCUACUCCUCAAACUUCAAGGGGUAUCACUUUAAGGAAGGAUAGAAGGAAAAGGGAUUCGCACAUAAAACCAUGCAGAAGUAAUGGAGGAGGUGGCCAAACCAACUCACUCAAAUGCGACCGUAUUGAUCCUCCUCGCUUCGUCCUUUAAAUGAUCAUCAUAAUAAUGGUCCUUAAAAUCCCACUUCACAUAAUUUACUAGUUCUGUUGUAUACAUGCAUUUGGAUGUUCUCUCUCUCUCUUUUUAUAUGUUUUAUAAAUAACCUUUAAAUUGAAUGACUAUUUUGAAGUGAUUAUAUAUGUGCUGUGAUGUGUUUUUAAGAAACUACUUGUGUUAUAUGUGUGCAUUUUGGUUAUAUUAGGCUAGGCUAGCUAUGAUGUGAAUUUGAGAUAACUAUUGCACGAAUAAAGCAGGUUUACUAUGUCAA
Cucumis sativus (cucumber) is the source of this 735-nucleotide messenger RNA. RefSeq lists its product as uncharacterized. The coding region runs from base 96 to 458 and encodes 120 amino acids. Lineage: Eukaryota; Viridiplantae; Streptophyta; Magnoliopsida; Cucurbitales; Cucurbitaceae. The record is from RefSeq and is a predicted model, not a curated record. The transcript is spliced from 2 exons.